Diprion similis is the source of this 2206-nucleotide messenger RNA. RefSeq names its product DNA polymerase alpha subunit B (gene DNApol-alpha73). The record is from RefSeq and is a predicted model, not a curated record. The transcript has 5 exons. Gene Ontology annotation, cellular component: alpha DNA polymerase:primase complex. Gene Ontology annotation, molecular function: DNA binding. The coding region runs from base 661 to 2130 and encodes 489 amino acids. Gene Ontology annotation, biological process: DNA replication initiation; DNA replication. Lineage: Eukaryota; Metazoa; Arthropoda; Insecta; Hymenoptera; Diprionidae.
UAUUGAUCAGAAAAGGAUGAAAAUUAUUUUCAUCUUCAAACUAGCAUGACAAUAAUAACAAUAAUUACGGUUAAAAAAAUUUCCGAUAAUCGAAAGUACAAAUUCGAGAAAAACCAUUUACUUGAAACAUAUUACAAAAAUGUUUACAAAAUUGGUCUUUAACGUCACAGCAGCACUGCACAUGUAAUUGUGCGAUCAUCAUUAUUAUUAUUAUUAUUAUUAUUGAUAUUGCUGUUGUUGUUAGUGGUGUGGAACACGUUUUGUACACGAACUCAAACGAUUUUUGAUCUUUUCACGUUAAUUUUUAUUUUGUGUUUUUCUCUCCCAGUUUCUCAUAUAUUCCAUUCCAUUUCCAUCUCUCUCUCGCUCUCUUACUCUCAAAGUAAAAAAUCAUCAUCUUCCUUUCAUACUUUAGUAUCCAUCCUUGUUUUUCUUGCUAAAAAAAAAAUCAGGGUAAAGACUGCAUAUAUAACAUUGCAUUUGUAAUAUACGUCUACUUGCUAAUGCAGACAUUUAGAUUUUUUAUACUCUAGCAAAAUCAAAAAAUACACGAAGCAAAUCGAUUACCGUGACUGCAAUUUGUGUAUCGUCGAUUCAAGGAGUACAGAAUAUUACAAUAUCUUGAAUCUACUGUGGAUAUACCCAUGUACAAAUAUAUGAAUGGAUAUUUUUUAUCACUGGGUUUCAUUCUUUCGAUCUGUAAAACGACUGCGCAGCCCCGAGGGGGAGCAGGAUAACUCCGAGGUCAAGGUACGGGCGGUGGACAGUCCUUUUACGCCGUCAAGUUUCUCCCCAAAAGUAACGACGCCAAGCAGACAUGCCAUAACGCCAUCAGCCAAUCGAGGGAAGAUAUUGUUGAAAUUUGGCUCGGAUCCUGAGAGCUGGAAGAACGACGAGAACGGCAGACGCAAAGUAAAAGUUAAGAAGAGCGAGGACCAGCCACACGUGCCCUCGAAAGCCUUGUACAUGUACGAAAAGCUCCUCAGUAAAGCUGAGGCUUUGGACAUUGUCGGUGAGGAACUCGGCUCUGCGAUGUGCAAGACCGUCAACGACAUUGACAAAACGGAAAUCGAACCGGUUGGCGUUUACUCGAGGAGUCAAUACCAGAUACAGAGCUACGGUAGAAUUUGUUGCGACUCUGAGGGGAAGUUGAACACCGCUUCCAUCAUGCUUGAGGGAACCAAGCACUUGUCAUCCGGGGUCAGGGUCAAGUUGGACCUUGGAAAGCUGGAUCAGUACUCCGUAUUUCCAGGGCAAAUCGUCUCUGUUAAGGGUGUGAAUCCAACUGGACAUUCGCUCGUUGUCAAGAACCUCUUUUUCGAAUCGCCUGCGCCUCCUUCGGCCUCGCCAAAACUAGCUGGUGGCAGUGAUCUCCGGAUAGUUGUUGCCGCAGGCCCCUUCACUCAGUCGGAUAAUCUCGCCUAUGAACCUCUUCUAGAACUGAUUGAUUAUGUCGCUGAAAAUCAACCCCAUGUUCUCAUCCUAGUCGGACCUUUCGUCGAGUUCAGUCAUACGGAGAUUCAAAAAUGUGAGAUGGCGCUAACUUUCGAUGACUUUUUCGAACAGUGCAUUGGAAAUAUCAUGCGCAGACUCAAAGACACGUGUACUCAGGUGAUCUUGGUAUCGUCUAACCGCGACGUUCACCACGAGCCGAUCUUUCCGACACCGGAAUUCAGGCUCAAACAGACAUAUCCGAAUCUGCAUUUGAUGCCGGACCCUUGCAUGAUCGAUAUUGAAGGUGUAAUAAUCGGAACCACUUCGGUCGACUCUCUGAUGCAUUUAGGACGCGAGGAAAUCAGCUUCAACUCCACGAGGUUCGACAGACUGACGCGUUUGGCGACUCAUCUUCUGGCCCAGAAGUGCUUUUAUCCUUUGGUGCCGCCAUCUGAGGAGGUCAACGUUGACACGGACCUGUGGGAGAAAUACGCGUUCAUGCAUCAGCAGCCCCACAUUUUGAUUUUACCGUCCAGCUUGCGAUACUUUUGCAACAAAAUAUACGACUGCGUCGCCGUAAACCCCGAAAGAUUGGUCAAAGGCUCUUUUGCAAGGCUCAGGGUGACCGUUCCUACAAAAGAUACCGAUUCCUGGAAACCCAGCGAAAACGUGGCUGUACAUAUUCUCAAAAUUUAAGAUAGUGUUGUUAGAUACUUGUUUAUUUCUUAUUUUUAUUACUAUUAUUAAACAGCGUCAACUUCCAGCCGUUUCU